AUCGAGGGGCGGCGCUCGAGGGCGCGGGAGGCGGGAGAGGUUGCCGCGCCGGGUGCCCUGGCAGCCGCAGCCCCGCCCCGCUGCGUCCGGCCCGGUCCUGUCCCGCAGCGUCCCGCCAGCCAGCUUCUUGCACCCUUCCCGGUCGAGGCGCUCUCCGGUGCUCCCCGCGCAGCCAUGGCUCAGCACUUCUCCCUGGCCGCCUGCGACGUGGUCGGAUUCGACCUGGACCACACUCUGUGUCGCUACAACCUGCCCGAGAGCGCCCGGCUCAUUUAUAAUAGCUUUGCCCAGUUCCUAGUUAAGGAGAAAGGGUACGAUAAGGAAUUGCUCAAUGUGACCCCAGAGGAUUGGGAUUUCUGUUGCAAAGGUUUGGCAUUGGAUCUAGAAGAUGGGAACUUCCUUAAACUUGCAAAUAAUGGCACUGUUCUUAGGGCAAGCCAUGGCACCAAGAUGAUGACUCCAGAGGUGCUGGCAGAGGCAUAUGGCAAGAAAGAGUGGAAGCACUUCUUGUCGGACACUGGAAUGGCUUGCCGCUCAGGAAAGUAUUACUUUUACGACAACUACUUUGACCUGCCAGGAGCUCUUCUGUGUGCCAGGGUGGUGGACUAUUUAACAAAACAGAACAAUGGUCAAAAAACAUUUGAUUUUUGGAAGGAUAUAGUUGCUGCUAUACAACACAAUUAUAAAAUGUCAGCUUUUAAGGAAAACUGUGGAAUAUAUUUUCCAGAAAUAAAAAGAGAUCCAGGCAGAUAUUUACACAGUUGUCCUGAAUCUGUGAAAAAAUGGCUUCGACAGCUAAAGAAUGCUGGGAAAAUUCUUCUGUUAAUUACCAGUUCUCACAGUGAUUACUGUAGACUUCUCUGCGAAUAUAUCCUUGGGAAUGAUUUUACAGACCUUUUUGACAUUGUGAUUACAAAUGCAUUGAAGCCUGGUUUCUUCUCCCACUUACCAAGUCAGAGACCUUUCCGAACACUCGAGAAUGAUGAGGAGCAAGAGGCGCUGCCAUCUCUGGAUAAACCUGGCUGGUACUCACAAGGGAACGCUGUCCACCUCUAUGAACUUCUGAAGAAAAUGACUGGCAAACCUGAACCCAAGGUUGUUUAUUUUGGUGACAGCAUGCAUUCAGAUAUUUUCCCAGCUCGUCACUAUAGUAAUUGGGAGACAGUCCUCAUCCUGGAAGAACUCAGAGGGGAUGAAGGCGCGAGGAGUCAGAGGCCUGAGGAGUCAGAGCCUCUAGAGAAGAAAGGAAAAUAUGAGGGACCAAAAGCAAAGCCUUUAAAUACUUCAUCUAAAAAAUGGGGCUCUUUUUUUAUUGAUUCAGUUUUGGGACUGGAAAAUACAGAAGACUCCUUGGUUUAUACAUGGUCUUGUAAGAGAAUCAGUACUUACAGCACUAUUGCAAUUCCAAGUAUUGAAGCAAUCGCAGAAUUACCUCUGGACUACAAAUUUACAAGAUUCUCUUCAAGCAAUUCAAAAACAGCUGGCUACUAUCCAAAUCCUCCACUGGUCUUAUCAAGUGAUGAGACACUGAUAUCCAAAUAAGUUGUCUUUACUGAAAAAUGAAGUGAACACCCAUAUACGCAGUUAAAAAAAAAGUUAAUUUUCAAAAAAUACUGUAAAAGACUUUAAAGAAUGAGUUUUAUUGACCAGUAAGUUGAUAUUUGUCCAUAGGUCUCCUUUCUAUAAAUGAUCUUGAUGUUUAACAACUCUUAUUAUAUUAAAAUCUCAGUAUCCUAAAA
Symphalangus syndactylus (siamang) is the source of this 1739-nucleotide messenger RNA. RefSeq names its product 5'-nucleotidase domain containing 1 (gene NT5DC1). Gene Ontology annotation, molecular function: 5'-nucleotidase activity. Lineage: Eukaryota; Metazoa; Chordata; Mammalia; Primates; Hylobatidae. The record is from RefSeq and is a predicted model, not a curated record.